GGGAAGGCGUCGGCGUCCUCGCACCCCCAGCGGCUCGGUAGCGGCAGGCGCGGCGUAGCGGCACCUGACCCACGAUCUCCCGCCCCCGCGGGCCGCCCCGCCCCAGGCCCGCCCGCGCCGCUAACUCCGAAGUGUGGGGCAGCAGCCGCCAUGGUGCGCUCACUCAACUCCAUCGUGGCCGUGUGCCAGAACAUGGGCAUCGGGAAGGACGGGAGCCUCCCCUGGCCCCCGCUGAGGAAUGAGUUUAAGUAUUUCCAGAGAAUGACUAGCACAUCCCACGUGGAAGGUAAACAGAAUGCACUGAUAAUGGGUAAAAAUACCUGGUUUUCCAUUCCUGAGAAGAAUCGUCCUUUAAAAGACAGAAUUAAUAUAGUGCUCAGCAGAGAGCUCAAGGAAACCCCAAAGGGAGCACAUUAUCUUUCCAAAAGUCUGGAUGAUGCUUUAGCUCUUCUGGAUUCACCAGAAUUAAAAAGUAAAGUAGACAUGGUUUGGAUUGUCGGAGGCACUUCAGUUUAUAAGGCAGCAAUGGAGAAGCCAAUUAAUCAUCGACUGUUUGUGACAAGAAUUUUGCAGGAAUUUGAAAGCGACACAUUUUUUCCAGAAAUUGACUUCAAUGACUACAAACUUCUCUCAGAAUACCCUGGUGUCCCUGCUGAUAUCCAAGAAGAAAAUGGCAUCCAGUACAAAUUUGAAGUGUAUGAAAAAGUUGUCUUGGCACAAUAAAUGAGGCUUUCUGUACUUCUACAUAAGGGUAGGCAUUUUAAAUCAUAAAGUCUUAUUGGAUGUAAAUAGAUAUAUAUUACAUUGUUGCCAGAAAAUCCUGCUUGAUAAUAUAAUACUUCAGCAGUGAAUGAUUCCAAAAAACACACCCACCACUUUGAAUAUACAUGCUACAGCAGAAAUAUGAGUGCAGUCAGCAGCAUGAAAGAGGUAGCUCUAAGAAAUGCCCCAACUAAGGUUGCAUGAGACCUUGUAUUGACCUUUACAAACCAAAGCAACAUCUGUAACAAGUACUUAAGCAAUGAAAGCAGGCAGUCUGCAGUAAGAACUUUUCUAACUAAAUAGACAUUCCGAACAGUUUUUUUUUUCUAGUUUGGAGUAUCUACUAAUUCAAGAAGUCCAACACUGAGAAGGAAUCAAAGAUCCUGAGCCUGAUUGGGAUGGUAUAUACAUUUACAACAACCUUUACAAUGUGUGGAAGAAAGGGAAAUUUUUCUUAUCAAAGGGAUAAGAAGGUGUGAGGCUGCUCAAGUCAUGUUGAAAUGGAGUCCAGAAGUGUCAGGCAGCAAUCCAGGGAUACACUGAUCCUUCAUGUAAGUCCUCUGUCAUGAUCUUAACCAUCCUGGGUACACAGCCAACUUCAUUCCUUUUGACUGAAAAUACUGUAUUACAGCUUAAUCUGAUAAAGAGGUUUAACUUUUCCAUUGACCUGACACUUGUGUAAAGGCUUGCAGAUCCUUGUUGCUCCUAUACAAAAUUGCUAGGUCAGUUUGUCUGUGGCCAUUUUGUGGUGUAAGAACAUAAACAUUACUUUCUUAACAGAAUCUGUGUCCUUGUCCCUUCUGAGUUUUAUCAAAAAAAAAUAUAAUGUAUAGUGUUAGCUUACUUCAUCAGUGUGAUUUCAAAUAUUGUACAUGGCAUAGAUUAUAAACAGAUAAUGGGUUUCUGUUUUGUCUUUGGUUACACAUAGCUAAUACAAUAACAUUUUGCAUUAUUAUUCCCUAACAGUAGCAAGCAAUAUACUGGUACUGUAAUAAGGCUGGGAUUCUAAAGGCAUACAAUACCAAGUGUUACCAAAAUUGUCGGGUGCCAAUACUAUCACAAUAUCACAUUAUCAGUAAUGCUAGUCUAUUGCUAUGUUCUGACUACACCCAUCCUACUCCAUGGAGAGGUUGGCAGAGGGUAGAGGAAUCCAUAUGCCAAGAGAUACGGACAGAAGCUGGGAUGUACUUUGCCCAGCUAUGCUUCCUUGUGCUAUAGCUACCACCUUGAGGGUGAGAAUGUACCAGAAAGGAUCCCUGCCUCCCAGUCACUGCAGGUCAACCUGAGAAAGGAGAGUUAAGAAACUUAACCCUCAAAAAAUCUGUUUACUCUUUCCCCAUAGCAUUUUUAAAGCAUUAUCACAUGAAGCAGUAGUGUGAGAGAUUCAAGUGAUAAUGCCCAACCUUUAACGUUGCACUAAGGCCCAGUCCUAGUGUCAGUGAGAGCAGCACUGGCCAUCAGCAAAUCUGGGUACAGCAGGAGCGUAACAGCAUCCAGUUUUUAAGAGAAGAGUUGAAACUUGAUUUUGCUUGCCUUUAAAAAAACAAAAAGAAACCUCAUUGAUAAGGGAAAAACACUUAGAAUAUCAGCUUUGAACAACCAUUGAAUUUUCCAUGACAGUUUGACAACAGUUAACUAAUACAAAGAAUAAUUUUUGCAGUUUCUGUGCUGGGUUGUCUUGAUUUUUCUCCAUGUUCUUUCACAGUCUUAAAUCUAGGUACUUUCCUUUGUUAGUCUUCUUGUUCCAUAUGUGCUAACUUUACAUCAGUCAAUAAAGAUUUAAACAUCAA
Molecule: messenger RNA, 2552 nt
Organism: Dromaius novaehollandiae (emu)
Lineage: Eukaryota; Metazoa; Chordata; Aves; Casuariiformes; Dromaiidae
Product: dihydrofolate reductase
Exons: 6
Coding region: 151-723 (190 amino acids)
Biological process (GO): glycine biosynthetic process; dihydrofolate metabolic process; tetrahydrofolate biosynthetic process
Cellular component (GO): mitochondrion
Molecular function (GO): NADP binding; dihydrofolate reductase activity
Source: RefSeq, a predicted model, not a curated record